Erythranthe guttata (spotted monkey flower) is the source of this 3692-nucleotide messenger RNA. RefSeq names its product glutamate receptor 3.2. NCBI's taxonomy places the organism in Eukaryota, Viridiplantae, Streptophyta, Magnoliopsida, Lamiales, Phrymaceae. Gene Ontology annotation, cellular component: membrane. Gene Ontology annotation, molecular function: ligand-gated monoatomic ion channel activity. The record is from RefSeq and is a predicted model, not a curated record.
UGUAUUUUUGUUAACUUGUGUUUCUUUUGUAUUAAUAAAUUGUUUCAUAUCAAGAAAAUUCGAGACGUUUUGCCCAAAAUAGAAUCUCUGCUUAAACCCUUCUGCAACAAGUUGGAAAUGUGUGUCCAGAAUAUGCCGAAACUAUUUAUCUGCUGUGUAAACAGAACAAUUGAUCAUAAUUCGAUUUUGCAAUCAGUAAAAAAGUGAUCUUUUGUUUGGGGAGGAGAGAGAGAAUAUAUAUAUAGAGAGAGAGAGAUUUGCAAAAAGGGGGAAAAGUUGAAGAAGAAAGAAAAUCAAAGUGGGGGAAGCCCAUCAGACCAAGUUUGCUUCUUUUUCUGUGUCUUCAAGUAUUCUCUCAUCAUUUUAAUUAAUAAUAAUCAUAUUAAUUAAAACUGAGUGCAAAUUCAUUCCCACUUGUCCUUUUCAUUCUUUUCCAUGUAAACUGAAGCUUUUUCCAUUCAUUCUUUAGCUCCUGUUCUUAUUCUCCCAAAAGUUGGUCCACCACCUGUUUGAUGUUUUGUCUCUGAGAACUCUUGUCUCAAGAUUGUGAAAAUCUAAAUUACAUGUACUCAACUCCCAUCACAGAGAUUUGAUUUCUAUGUAUGGUUGUCAUAGAAAUUACUGUUCUUCCCUGAUUUUUCUGUGUUGUCAAGAUUAAUUAUCUUCAUAGCAGCGAAAUGGCUUUGUGGAUGAUGGUGGUGGUUCUUUUAUCGUCUUUUCUUUCAAAUAUGGGAUUUUCGAAAGAAGAUUCGAGCCCCGAUGAUAUAAACAUCGGUGCCAUUUUUUCGUUCGGCACGAUAAAUGGCAGAGUAUCGAACAUUUCGAUGCGCGCUGCAGUCGAAGAUAUAAACUCCGACCCCAAUAUCCUCCAUGGCAGAAAACUAGUUCUCUCAACACAUGAUUCGAAUUACAGCGGCUUUCUCGGCAUAAUCGGAGGAUUGCAGUACAUGGAGACUAACACAGUAGCGAUAAUUGGACCACAAGCUUCCGGUAUGGCCCACAUUCUCUCCCACUUAGCAAACGAGCUCCACGUACCUAUGAUGUCAUUCACCGCACUGGAUCCUAGCCUUGCCUCUCUCCAGUACCCUUACUUCAUCCAGACGGCCCCUAACGAUCUUUUCCAAAUGACAGCUGUCGCUGACAUCAUCAGCUACUUCGGUUAUCGAGAAGUAAUAGCUCUGUACACGGACGAUGAACAGAGCCGUGGUUCCAUGAUAGCUCUUGGAGACAAGCUCGAACAAAGGCGCUGCAGAAUCUCUUACAAAGCUGUGCUCUCGCCCGAAGCCAAAGCGACACGUAGUGAAAUAGCGAACGAGCUGCUCAAGGUUUCAAUGAUGGAGUCGCGUGUUAUUGUCGUCCACGCGUUCGCUGUGAUUGGACUACAAGUUUUCGAUUUGGCUCGUAAACUUAGAAUGAUGGAUAAGGGGUACGUUUGGAUCGCAACUUCUUGGCUUUCGACUGUGAUAGAUUCGACUCCUGUUUCUGCUUACAAGUCGACUCAAGGGGUGCUUACACUCCGGCCCCACACGCCGGAUUCCAAUAGGAAAAGGGCGUUUUUGUCCAGAUGGAAAAAGUUGAGCAACGGUUCGAUUGGGUUGAACCCGUAUGGCUUAUACGCUUAUGACACAGUUUGGACAAUUGCGAAUGCGGUUGCAAAUUUUCUUGAUAAUGGCGGCACUAUCUCGUUCUCGAAUAACUCGAAUUUGAUUGGUUUGGGAGGUGGGAAUCUUAAUCUCGGCGCGCUAAGCAUGUUCGACGAAGGGAGCAAGCUUCUACGUAUCAUAUUAGAGACAAACACGACGGGUUUGACCGGUCAAAUCGCGUUCGAUUCGGAAAAAUCGGUUGUUCGACCUUCUUACGACAUCAUCAAUGUGGUUUCGAAGGGUGGUUAUAAGCAAAUAGGGUAUUGGUCGAACUACUCGGGAAUUACAGUCGUGCCACCGGAGAUUCUUUACGCAAAAGGAUUGGACCGUUCGAAUUCGAACCAACGGUUGGACGAUGUGGUGUGGCCGGGUCAAACGCGGGUCAAACCGAGAGGGUGGGUUUUUCCGAAUAACGGACGGAAGUUGAGAAUUGGGAUUCCGAAUAGGGUGAGUUAUAAAGCGGUCGUGUCGAAGGAUGAAAAUACGAGCGAAAUUCGUGGAUAUUGCAUCGAUGUAUUUCUUGCGGCCAUAAAGUUGCUUCCAUAUGCGGUGCCUCAUAAGUUCGUCUUAUUUGGAGAUGGGCACAGUAAUCCGAGUUAUUCGGAGCUCGUAAGAAUGAUCACAUCCAAUGUCUUUGAUGCAGUUGUGGGUGAUAUUGCAAUCGUAACUAACCGAACAAAGAUAGUGGACUUCACUCAGCCUUAUAUAGAAUCGGGGCUCGUAGUUGUGGCCCCCACAAAGAAGUUCUACUCAAGCCCGUGGGCUUUUAUGCGUCCGUUCACCCCACUAAUGUGGGUCGUCACAGCUGCGUUUUUCCUCAUUAUCGGAUUCGUUGUUUGGAUUCUCGAACACAGAAUAAACGACGAAUUUCGUGGGCCCCCCAAGAAACAGCUCAUCACUGUUUUAUGGUUUGGCUUCUCAACUAUGUUUUUUGCACACAGAGAAAAUACCAUGAGUACCCUUGCUCGUAUGGUUCUACUUAUCUGGCUCUUCGUGGUUCUAAUAAUUACCUCGAGCUACACCGCGAGCUUGACUUCGAUCCUGACCGUUCAACAGUUGACCCCAUCGAUCAAGGGUAUAGAUUCGUUGAUCACGAGCAAUGAGAAUAUUGGAUUCCAAGUUGGAUCCUUUGCCGAAAAUUAUUUAAAUGAGGAGCUCAAUAUUCCUAAAUCGAGACUCGUUCCUCUCGGUUCACCGGAAGAGUAUGCCGAUGCUCUCGAUAGAGGAAGAGUCGCUGCGAUUGUGGACGAGCGUCCGUACGUUGAUUUAUUCCUCUCGAAUUAUUGCAUGUUUCAAGCCGUCGGACGAGAGUUCACGAAAAGCGGAUGGGGUUUCGCAUUUCCGAGAGACUCGCCACUAGCAAUGGACAUGUCCACCGCCAUUUUAGCACUAUCGGAAAACGGCGAGCUCGAAAAAAUACACGACAAGUGGCUGAAAACGAGCGAUUGCGGCCAAACGAGCUCGAAAGAUUCCGAUCAGCUUCAGUUGAAGAGCUUUUGGGGUCUCUUCCUAAUGUGCGGGAUUGCGUGCUUUCUUGCUCUGCUCGUUUAUUUCUGCUUGAUGUUACGUAAAUUCACUCGACAUUUCCCUCAACAAUCGGAAAAUGACCCCUCUAUAAAGAGGGGCUCGAAAUCCAUACGGAUAAAAAGAUUUCUCUCUUUUGUGGACGAGAAGGAAGAGGAGUUGAAGAACAAGUUGAAGAGAAAGCAUAUUGACGUUGUUCCGAGAGGUAGCGCCGAAGAUCAUGAACCGAGUAGCGUUUACCACGACAGGCGCAACGGGAAUUCGGACUUUUACUGAAAUGAAACGGGCUCCGAUUUUUCUCUGCGGAAGAUAUAUAUAACAAGAUGGUAAUGAUAGCAAAUUCAUUCAUUAAUAUCAUCACAAGGGAAAUAAUUAAAUGAAGACGUGUAUAUAUGUAUUGAUCUUUUUUUUGUUCUUGCCUUGUUUAUAAAAUGUUUGUAAUUUCAAUGUAACAUGUAAUUAUUCUUAGAGCAAAUAUAGUAAUAGGAAAACAAAAAUAAUGCAAUAUCUUAAAUAUUCCGAUUU